This is a messenger RNA of Penicillium cosmopolitanum, 2850 nucleotides long. Its product is annotated as Molybdenum cofactor biosynthesis MoeB. Gene Ontology annotation, molecular function: hydrolase activity; tRNA threonylcarbamoyladenosine dehydratase activity; ubiquitin-like modifier activating enzyme activity. The transcript has 8 exons. Gene Ontology annotation, biological process: cyclic threonylcarbamoyladenosine biosynthetic process. NCBI's taxonomy places the organism in Eukaryota, Fungi, Ascomycota, Eurotiomycetes, Eurotiales, Aspergillaceae. The record is from RefSeq and is a predicted model, not a curated record. Gene Ontology annotation, cellular component: mitochondrial outer membrane. The coding region runs from base 1 to 2850 and encodes 949 amino acids.
AUGGCUCCCCCAGGCUCUAGUGCUCCCCCAGACCGAGAAGCUCCCGACGGAGACGCAGAGCGAGAACGAGAUACACCAAAGCCGGAAGAGAAAGGCGUGCUUGGAAAUAUGACUUCGUGGUUGCAUCGCCAGGCUGGUUCGUCCAAUAAUCAGCUUGCGACAACCGCCGUGCUCUCCGGAGCUGCAGUCGCUGGUGCAAUCUUUGGAUAUCAGGCUUAUAAGCGGAACGAGGCUGUUCAUGACCUCAAGGCUUCUAUUCCGACCCUUGACGAAGCGCACCAUGCGGAGAAGCUUACAGAAUUUGGUAUCGCCGACAAUGGAAUUCCAAUGAGCAAGGAGGAUGAGCGUAGCGCGGCUCUAGCUCGCCGGGCGCAAAAAGGCGACUAUGACGAUGAUCUGAUCUUGGAACAACUAGCCCGGAACCGUGUUUUCCUCACCGACGAUGGACUCGCGAAGCUCCGAUCUUCUUACAUCGUUGUUGUGGGUUGCGGUGGUGUCGGAUCGCAUGCCGCUGCCGCACUGGCUCGCUCAGGCGUGGCUAAGAUCCGUCUCAUCGACUUUGACCAAGUCACACUAUCAUCACUCAACCGCCAUGCGCUGGCCACACUGGCUGAUGUGGGAACAUCGAAGGUACACUGUAUUCGGAGGAGAUUGGAGCAAAUCGCUCCAUGGGUCAUGUUUGACUGCCGCAACGAACUUUUCGGCAAAGAGGCAGCUGAUUCUCUCCUUGGACCUUGGACUCUGACACACGAGGGAGAGGGACGACGACCAGACUACGUGCUCGACUGCAUUGACAAUAUCACGUCGAAGGUCGACUUGCUACACUACUGUCACACCAACUCGCUUCCAGUCAUCUCGUCCAUGGGGGCAGGCUGCAAAUCAGACCCGACUCGUGUCGUUGUUGGCGAUAUAUCAGCCAGCACGGAUGACCCUCUCUCGCGCAGCACUCGCCGCAAACUCAAGGCCAAGGGCGUUAGCUCUGGAAUUCCGACAGUAUUCUCGACCGAGAAGCCCGGUCCUGGAAAGGCUAGUCUACUGCCUCUUCCUGAGGAUGAAUUCGCCAAGGGCAAAGUUGGCGAGCUGGGUGUUCUCCCCGAUUUCCGAGUGCGCAUUCUUCCGGUUCUGGGAACCAUGCCUGCGGUGUUUGGAUACACUGUUGCCAACCAUGUCAUCUGCAGUGUAUCAGGAUACCCGAUCGACUACACUGUGGGCGCGAAGGGCCGGGAGAAGCUGUACGAUGGUAUGCUGGCUUCCUUCCAAGGUGCCAUGGAGAAGCUCAACCGACACAUGGCUGGUGAAGACCCCACCGGUCUCCGCCUGCCAGUAAGCAAGGACGAUAUUGCCUACUUGACGGAAGAAGUGUGGAGGGGAAGAAGUGCCAUCAGUGGCUUAUACAAUCGCCUGGUGCUGAUGCCGUGGGAAGUCCCAGCGCGUGGAUUUGCCGUGGACGCAGCUAUGGCGAAAGAAGGACAAAAGUAUAUUCCCAUAGAGCUCAAGGAUUUGGUUUGCAUGACCAAGGAUGAGGCCACCCGUCACGAACGUGAGGUUUUACGUGAAGGUAAAAAGGUCGAGGAGCUCUAUGAUGAGACAGUGCUGCAAAGGGUGAACCUGCGACGACAGGAGGCAGAUGAGCUAGAGCAGUACCGAUCCAAAUCGCCAUCCCGACUCCUUCCACCACCACGGUCGACAACGCUCCACCAACGGGUUCUCCCGCGUCUCGAAACCCCUGAUCGACUCCCCUACCACCCUCUCACCUCCGCAGACGAAGACAAUCACCCGCGCUGGGUGCAAAUGGGCCUGUCGAUCAUCGCGGCGCCACGAUUCCGCCGAUACGUGAUCAUAUACUUGACACUCUUUCUACUUGGUUGGGCAGGUUGGGGCCUGGUUCUUUCGCCGCAUCUGCAGGACCGCGCGGAGAUGACUCGUGCUCUGGACGUCGAUUCGAAGACGACUGGGUGGUUUGGGACAAAUGCGUUGCCGAGAUUUGAUGAUUUGACUCUCAUUCGGACUCUUGACCCGAAAUUCCUCCCUGGUGGUCCUGUUGAUGUGGAGACUCUUGGUGCGGGGACUCGGAGACGUUUGGUUGUUGUUGGAGAUGUACAUGGGUGCAAAGAUGAAUUGUCUGAGCUUCUAGAGAAAGUCUCUUUCUCCAACGAGGGGGGCGAUCAUCUUAUUUUCACGGGCGAUUUGAUCAACAAGGGGCCCGAUAGUCCCGGUGUUGUGGACAUGGCGCGAGAGUUGUCCGCAUCGUGUGUGCGUGGAAACCACGAAGAUCGAGUUUUGCUUUUGCGGAAGGAAAUGGCGGAUACACAGACUUUCGCGGAAGAGCAAGAUGUGGCCAUCAAUCUUUAUACCGAGAAACAGUUGAAGGAACGCGCUUUGGCUCGCGCUUUGAGCGAUGAACAGGCGGAGUGGUUGGGGACUUGUCCGGUCAUUUUGAAUGUCGGCCAGAUUCCCACUAUGGGCCAGGUUAUUGUUGUUCAUGCUGGUAUUGUUCCGGGUGUUGAGCUUGAGAGGCAAGAUCCGUCUCUUGUGAUGACGAUGCGAACCAUUGAUGUCGAUACACAUGUACCGAGUGAAUCGAGUGAAGGUCUGAAAUGGGCCAAGAUGUUUAAUAAACACCAGUCGAACUUGGAGAAGAGUCUCUCGUCAUCAAGUGAAGACCCCCGUUCCGAGCUCAUGACCGUCAUCUACGGCCACGACGCCAAAACCUCGCUCAAAAUUCGCACAUAUACUAAGGGCCUUGACUCUGGGUGUGUGAAAGGUGGUAAAUUGACCGCGCUUGUCAUCGAAGAUGACGGAACGCAAAACAUCGUCCAGGUCAAAUGCCGUAAUUACUCAAAGGGCUAA